This is a messenger RNA of Talpa occidentalis (Iberian mole), 6795 nucleotides long. RefSeq names its product rabenosyn, RAB effector (gene RBSN). Gene Ontology annotation, molecular function: metal ion binding. The transcript is spliced from 12 exons. Lineage: Eukaryota; Metazoa; Chordata; Mammalia; Eulipotyphla; Talpidae. The record is from RefSeq and is a predicted model, not a curated record. The coding region runs from base 1637 to 3991 and encodes 784 amino acids.
UUGUGUGAGAUCCGGGCGUUUGGGUCCGAGGGUGUGGAGUUGUUGGGGCGGCGUCCGGGCGACGUGGGAAGCUGUCAUGUCUGCCCUGCCCUGUGGGUGUGGGUCUUUCAUGUGUGUGGUUAUGCGGCGAGCACACAGUCGUGUCGCGUGGAGUGGCUUGUGGCUGUGUGCGGCCGUGAGGCUGAGGGAUGUGUAGCAGCAGCAUUUGUGCGGGGUAGCAUUCCUGUUGGACGUGUAGCAUUCCUGUUGGACCUAGUGUAGGGUGUGAGGGCCUUGGAGUUAGGACUGUAGGGCCGUCUUUGUGGUUUGUGGUCGGUUUCUUUGGUUUGUGGUGUAGGUUUGGUUGUAUGAUCUUAGAGUUUGUUGGUUCAUUCAUUCGUCGAGCUUUACUGUGCUGCUUGGUGGUUUGUCCUAGACCCUGGGGAUAGAUGUUGUGGAAAACAUAGUGUCUGCUGUCACAGAGCUUAUGAUCUUAGUGUUCAGUCCUUUCACAUAUGUCUUUGUGGUUAUAAAUUGAGAUAAGUGCUGUGAAGGAAAAGCCAGAUUGGAGAGUGUCUCAAGAAAGAAGCAUUUCCUUGAAAUGACAUUGGGUUGAGAUGUGAGGGGUGGGUUUAUAUUUGAUUCAUGGCGUUAGAUUUGGAUGCAUCAGAAGGAAGGGAACUGUCAGUCCUGGGAUCAGAUGAACCAAGGUCUGGGGAGAGAACAUAUCAGACCUGGAGUUGCUGUUUCACUUGACAAUCUGGCAAAGACGCUGAGAUCUGCAUCUACACAGUCAUUGGGUUAUUAGCUAGAGGAGAAAACAGGGACCUGGUAUUUUGUUUAUUUAUUUCUUGGGUCACUGCCACCCUUCAGCUUUGAGGACCAAGAAGUCCCUCCUCAGUGACCCUCUAAGCAAGUACUUCCAAAGCUUAGAGUCCCUACUGUGGCUUGUGGGGAAAAAAAUUCUCUGCUUUUGUGUAAUGUUUUUGUCCAGCUCCCCCUUAUCGCUGGUAGUCUUUCUAAGGUGACAUUGGAAGUGACUUUGACAUGGUCCAAUAAAACAGAAAAUGUAACUUAUUAAACCCUGAUUUGUUUUGAGUUCCAAAUCCUUUUAUUUUUGAAGUAGUCAGAACAUUAAUCUUGGUGCUUAGCUGUCACUUCUGAAAUCUAGUGAAUUGAUUGGAGAGAAAGUGCUAUAAAAAUAUAAGACACAAAAUAGGUUUUUCUUUUUGACCACUAGGUUUCUAAUGCACUCCUUUAGACUGAGGUUGGGAUUUUCUUUAACAGGGCAGACCCUGUCAUUUAUUAUUAUUUGCAAUAGCCAAACUUGCAUCUCUAAGGGCUUCCCAUUUUAGGAUUAUGCCAAUUGACUACAUUGUCCUUAAUUUUUUUUGCACUGACAGAUGUAGGAUCGGUCUCUAAGAUCACUUUACAUUUUUGACAAAGGUGCAGGAGCUCAAUGUAUGAUGCUGAAUAAAUGAUCAAGGUUUCUCCUACUCCAGGGAGGAAGCAUCAUCCAGGCCAUGAUGCCACAUCCUCAUUGUCCAUGUGCUGCUUGCUUAAGCUAAUGCCUCCAGAACCCCGGUCACUUGCAGAAGAAUCAAGCUGACUCUUGGCAUGAGGCCCCUGCCUUGUGGGGGUUGAGAAAGACACUGCCAUGGCUUCUCUGGAUGAUCCAGGGGACGUGAGGGAGGGUUUUCUCUGCCCUUUGUGCCUGAAGGACCUGCAGUCUUUCUAUCAGCUUCAGUCGCAUUAUGAGGACGAGCACUCGGGGGAUGACCGUGAUGUCAAAGGGCAAAUUAAAAGUCUUGUCCAGAAAGCAAAGAAAGCAAAGAACAGAUUAUUGAAACGAGAAGGAGAUGACCGAGCAGAAUCGGGGACCCAAGGAUAUGAAUCUUUCAGCUAUGGAGGGGUUGAUCCUUACAUGUGGGAACCCCAGGAACUUGGUGCUGUGAGAAGCCAUCUUUCAGACUUCAAAAAACACCGAGCUGCCAGGAUUGACCACUAUGUUGUUGAAGUCAAUAAAUUAAUAAUCAGGUUAGAGAAGCUCACUGCAUUUGACAGAACAAAUACUGAGUCUGCUAAGAUCCGAGCAAUAGAAAAGUCUGUGGUGCCUUGGGUCAAUGACCAGGACGUCCCUUUCUGUCCAGACUGUGGGAAUAAGUUCAGCAUCCGUAACCGCCGUCACCACUGCCGCCUCUGUGGGUCUAUCAUGUGCAAGAAGUGUAUGGAGCUCAUCAGCCUUCCCUUAGCAAACAAGCUCACCAGCGCCAGCAAGGACGCCCUGAGCACACACACCAGCCCCAGCCAGUCACCCAGCAGUGUGCACGGCUCCCGCCGGGGCAGCAUCAGCAGUGUGAGCAGCGUGAGCUCCGUCCUGGACGAGAAGGAUGAUGACCGGAUCCGCUGCUGCACACACUGCAAGGACACGCUGCUCAAGAGGGAGCAGCAGAUAGACGAAAAGGAGCACACGCCCGACAUCGCGAAGCUCUACGAGAAAUUACGACUUUGCAUGGAGAAAGUUGACCAAAAAGCGCCUGAAUAUAUCAAGAUGGCAGCAUCACUCAAUGCUGGAGAGACAACCUAUAGUCUGGAACAUGCCAAUGACCUUCGGGUGGAAGUACAGAAAGUAUAUGAGCUAAUAGAUGCUCUAAGUAAGAAGAUCUUAACCUUAGGCUUGAACCAGGACCCUCCACCACAUCCAAACACUUUGCGGCUGCAGAGGAUGAUCAGAUACUCGGCUACACUCUUCGUGCAGGAAAAGUUGCUUGGCUUGAUGUCACUACCAACCAAAGAACAGUUUGAGGAACUGAAAAAGAAGAGGCAGCAGGAAAUGGAGCAGAAGAGGAUCCUGGAGAGACAGGCUGCCUUGGAAUCCCAGCGAAGACUUGAGGAAAGGCGGGGUGACCCAGCAUCUCGUGCAGCCAAUGGGGAGGUGUCGUCCCUUCGUGGAGGCCAUGCCCCUUUGAGAAAGGCUGAGGGCUGGCUCCCGCUGUCAGGCGGUCAGGGGCAGAAUGAGGACUCGGACCCCCUCCUCCAGCAGAUCUACAAUAUCACCUCGUUCAUCAGUCAGGCCAAGGCUGCUGGCAGGGCCGAUGAAGUGCACACCCUGCAGGAGAACCUGCGGCAGCUGCAGGAUGAGUAUGACCAGCAGCAGACGGAGAAGGCCAUCGAGCUGUCCCGCCGGCAGGCCGAGGAGGAGGACCUGCAGCGGGAGCAGUUGCAGAUGCUGCAGGAGCGCGAGUGGGAACGGGAGCGGGAGCAGUUCCAGACGGCGUCUGUGCAUACUCGGACUCGGUCCCUGGACUUCCGAGAAGUCAGGCCAUUUCAGCUGGAGCCUGGUAGGGAGCCUCGCACCCACCUUGCUUAUGCUCUGGAUCUAGACUCCUCCCCAAUUCAGAGGAGUGCCGCUUCCGAGACCCCUUCACCCAGCUCAGCUCAAGAGCCCGUCAGAGUAUGGUCUGGGCCGCCAGCCCUUGGGCAGGAAUUCCUCCCCCAGGACACCGUGUCACAGCAAAAUGAGGUGUCCUCCCUGAACCCCUUUGAUGAGGAAGACCUGUCCAGCCCCACAGCAGAGGGCACAACCAGCCCUCUUGCUGCAGACCUUUCCUCUGGCCCUUCAGCCCACGUCCUGAAAGAGUACAAUCCCUUUGAGGAAGCGGAGGAAGAGGAGGCAGGGACAGGGAAUCCCUUCAUUAGCCCAGACAGCCCAGCACCCAACCCCUUCGAUGAGGAAGAAGAGCAUCCCCAUCAGAGGCCCCUGAGCCCUCCUGUUCCCAGCAACCCCUUUGAGGAGGCCACCUGUACCAACCCCUUCGAGGUGGACAGUGACAGCGGGCCGGAGGGCGAGGAGCCCAUCGAGGAGGAGCUGCUCCUGCAGCAGAUCGAUAACAUCAGGGCGUACAUCUUCGAUGCCAAGCAGUGUGGCCGCCUGGAUGAGGUGGAUGUGCUGACGGAGAAUCUGAAGGAGCUGAAGCGCACCUUGGCCAAACAGAAGGGGGGCGCUGACUGACCAGUGGAAGGGCAGGGCCCAGUGGGGUGGAGAGAGGGCUGGUGGGGUUGAUGGAGGAGGAGAAAGGGCAAGAAUUAAGAUACAUGCAGGUUGAGGGAGGGAAUCUGCUGUUUCUUAUCCUGCACGUGAAAUAUUUUCACUACAGCGGAAAAAUAAAUAGGGAGCUAGAAUAGGGAGAAUCAGCAGUCACUUCACUUGCAAUUUCCUGGUUUUGUGGGGUUUUUUUUUGUUUUUUUUUUUUUAAGUUGGGUUUUUCCCUUAGAAGGGACUUGAAAUCGCAACCGCUGAGAUGUAACUGAAUACAGUUCUGUCGGGCCCAAGGUAGAAAUGGCGGUUGUGCUCCUGACGGGCCCAUUUGUCCGGCCUCAGGCCAUCAUGCAGUAUUCUAGGGCAGCCUUACGCAGGGCCCUUUCUUCGGCCCAGUCAGACAAGAUGGACUCAUUUAGACCUUGCUCUGCUCUGGCAGAGCUGCCCCGUUAGACUGGGCCCGUCACCCUGGGCUUCCUCUAGAAGGUGGGGUGGGGUGGGUUGUUUGCUAGGAAGGUAAUGGAGGAGCGCUCAGGGCCUCUUUUAAAGAGCUGGUGACGGGGUAGUGAUGCUUUACCAAGGUCUGUUUCCUUCUUAGUUUGGAAUCUGUCUCUUUCAAGGAAUUAAUCUCCCAGUGCAGGGCAUCGCAGUGAUUCUGGUGAUGCGCCGCUCAGCACGCAGGAGUGGGUGACCUUCUGUUUGAUAGAGGUAGUAGUAUUUGCGAGGAGAGUCCCAACCCAAGUGUUGCUUUGUUGGAACGGAAUGACUGAUGGAUCAGUUGUCCUUCCACCAAGAAACCUCCCUCCUUUGGCAAAAUUACUCUCACCUGGCUUUUUCAAAGGGACCAGCCUAGAACUUAGGGAUUGUCAGGAGAGUGCAAGCUUCCCUGAGUCAGAGAGAAACGCAUUUCCUAGGUUAGUUGAUUAGCCUUCUUCCCUUUUGGACCAUCCUGUCCUGACCUGGGACACUGGUGAGAUUUUUUUCUUAACAGUAUUUAGUAUUAAGAAACAGAUGCUUGAAGGGGCUGGAUGCAGGAUUAUUCUGGUAGCACCACAGUACUUGAACUCUUCACCAGUUAGGGGCAAAAAGGGGAAUUGUUCAUUUAGCUCUGGUGCUUGGUUUACAGGAGUAGAACCCUCCCCCCUAAAUGAAGUCUGACAUGAUGAUUCUCACGUGCGCUCGCCCUGGGGUGAGUCGCUGCAGUUAAUGAACAAUAACUGGUCACUGGUCACUUUAUAUCCCAUAACUAAAUCACACUCUCCCCGGUGUGAGAGCUGAAAUGCAUCUUGUUACAUUCUGGGAAGGCACCUAUUGAUGUCGGGAAUGUCUAAAAAGCAUUGUGGUGUAAAAAUCCUCUGUAUUUGUGGUGACGCUAUUCACGUUUCUCUAGCAUGUACCGGACCCUUUGGCUGAAUGGGAAAUCCCGGUGCAGGUGCGCGGGCCGGGGCCCUUGGCACUGGGUUCUGUCAGGAAGGGAUGUGAGUGGGUUGCACCAGGUUUCCCUCGGGGGUGCGGGGGGUUGCUGCUGGGCAUCCGCAUGUUGCCUGGUGCAGGCCACUUUCCAUCCAAGGCCACAUCCUUGGUGCUUAAUUCAGGAGGGUUCACAGAUGUCCGCUCAAACCUUCCUGCUCUGCCUGCCUUUUCUCUGACUGAAGAGGAGGAGGCUCUUUGCAUAGAGAAGUGGGCAGUUCCGGAGGGAAAUGCUGCUUCCCGUCAUAAUUAUGUCUCUGUGGGAGGAGCGUCUCAAUCAGCUGGGGAUUUCAAUGAAGAGUAGUGAACUAACAUACCCUCUCCCUGAAACCAACCCCGAGUAGCAGUUUGUGAAUAAUUAAGAGCAUAAGGAACACACAUAAGAAACAUUUUUUUAAAAUUAAAAAAAUCACUGAAUAUACUAAAUCAAACUAAAACCUGAUGUGGGUGAAUUAUAGCUAGGGCCUCCCAUAGCCACAGCCAUGACAGGAGGCAGAAUUCUCUGCCCUUCAUUUCCCAGAUUUCACGUAGGCACCGAGUUGGAUUUACAGUGAAGGCGCCUAAUGGAUUGCAACACACUUCAGGUUCUAACCUCUGGAUAGCGCACCUUGGCACCCGGCUCCACCCCAUCAGGAAAUGACUUGUUCGUGCGACGGCGCCGGUGGAUCUCCUAGACGUCCCCCAUGGACUGAAGAGCCUGGGGAUUCGGGCAUCACAUGAAGGUGGCGUUUUCCUUUUAUGCCUCAGUUGUAUCUUUCCCUCUCUAAUACACUAAGGACACUCCUCAUGUCUUCGCUGUGUAGAAUAUACUAAAAUGUAGAGUCGCCUUCAGCCACGUGCUAGGUGGGAUGCUGGUAUGAUGGGGCGACGGAACGUAAGAGAGAAGCUGGUCUCUACCAGUACCCAGGCCGGGGAGCAGGUCGUGCUGGUCAUCAGCGACAGUGUGCGGGUCAUCGAUUUGCAUGCACUACUCUGGGACCUUGUAUUGAACCUUUUUAAAAAAAUAAAAUUACAGAUGUAGUGGUUGGGAGUGUGUCUGUGUGUGCAUGGGUGUUACAGAGAAUCACCAGAUAACGUCCCCAUUUUUAAAAAUUUUAAACUAAACUUAGAAACCAUGAGGGACAGAAAACAUCAGAGGUUACCUGGGAAGAGGGAAAGAGACCAACUCCAAGGGCAGAUAUGGGGGGAGGGGCGUGGAACUUCAUAGAGUGAGUGGGAACAGAACCAGCAGAUUGCACACAGAAGGAUUUUACUGGAUGCAAAUCCUGCUUUUUUUUUAAAGAGUGAAAAGAGCCUAAAAGAUACCU